AGCCUUUUGAACAGGAAUCUGUCGUUGGCCCAAAAUAAUCGCCUUGUGUUGUCUGUGGUGACAGCACCUCGAACCGAAGCUCGACCAUCAUGGGCCGAAGUGAAGAACGCCGUGACGACCGCGGCUAUGACCGCAACAGAGGGCCAAGUGACCGAGACUUUGGAGACCGUUACCGCAGCGAGAGACCUCGCGAUGACAGAUCUUUUGAUCGUGGCCGAGAUCAACGACCAAGCGAACGGGACAGAGAUGGCCGUGGCAGUGACCGAUUUGGUGACCGUCCAAGUGAUCGACCUUCCGACCGCCCGAGCGAUCGCGACCGAGGUGGAGAUCGGGACCGACCUGGCGACCGUGACCGGGGUGGCGAUCGAGGACGUGGCGACGACCGCGAUGGUAGGGGCUAUGAUGAUCGUGGAGGCGACCGUCGAGAUGAUCGCGUCGGACGAGGUGGCGGCCAUGACAGUGGGCGCGACAGCAGAGAUCGAGACUACGGAGGAAAUCGAGAUUCGUAUUCGCGUGACAGUGGCAGCCACUAUGGAGACAACGGCGGCGGCUCGUACCCUCCACCAGAGCCAGCAGGGCCUUGGGACCCAAAGGCUGAAGCCGAAAAAGAUGAAUCGUGGGCGCGCAUCUACGUUAACAAUUUGCCGAAGGAUACCACGACCGAUGAGCUGCAGAGCAUCUUUGGUGGCAUUGGUGUUAUUGCGAAAGAGAAGCAAAAGCGUGGGUACAAGGACCAGUGGCCUUGGAAAAUUAAGAUCUACACAAAUGACGACGGCACCCUGAAGGGUGAUGCCGUGAUUACGUACGAAGACGCGAAUGCAGCGCGAACGGCGCCCAGCUUCUUCAAUGGCACGGACAUACGAGGAAGCACCAUUACUGUUGAGCUCGCUGGAAAGCCCGAGCCUCCUGCCGGCGGCUGGAUGGGUGGCCCCGGUGGCCGCGGAGGUCGUGGAGGCGGAGGUCGUGGUGGCGGCGGACGCUUUGGUGGUGGCCGUGGUGGGGGCGAAAGUCGUUACCGUCCAUAUUAGCUCAAAUUGCAUGCAAUAAACAUAAGCCACUUGAUCAUUGCCCA
Messenger RNA from Aphanomyces invadans, 1072 nucleotides. RefSeq lists its product as hypothetical. Gene Ontology annotation, molecular function: RNA binding; transcription coregulator activity. Bases 90 to 1028 code for a protein of 312 amino acids. The transcript is spliced from 3 exons. Gene Ontology annotation, biological process: regulation of DNA-templated transcription. Lineage: Eukaryota; Oomycota; Saprolegniomycetes; Saprolegniales; Verrucalvaceae. Gene Ontology annotation, cellular component: nucleus. The record is from RefSeq and is a predicted model, not a curated record.